Messenger RNA from Penicillium oxalicum, 3723 nucleotides. RefSeq lists its product as uncharacterized. Gene Ontology annotation, biological process: ubiquitin-dependent protein catabolic process; protein polyubiquitination. NCBI's taxonomy places the organism in Eukaryota, Fungi, Ascomycota, Eurotiomycetes, Eurotiales, Aspergillaceae. The transcript has 3 exons. Bases 1 to 3723 code for a protein of 1240 amino acids. The record is from RefSeq and is a predicted model, not a curated record. Gene Ontology annotation, molecular function: ubiquitin protein ligase activity; protein binding.
AUGUUCCAGUCGUUCACUGGAAGCUCUCGCCGUCCGAGGCAAGUCAACUUGAGUGGUCGUACCAAUAAUCCAUUCGCUGCCUUUCCUGGAGGCUCACCUGGUCGGAACACUCCCCACGCCAGCAAUCCUCAAAGCGCUGUUGCAAUCGCACAGCAGGAACGUAUCCAAAGACAACGUGAGCGUGAGAAACAGAAUGCGGUCCGAACUAUUCAGCGUCGUUGGCGGGGCUAUCGUUGUCGGAAAGCUACGCAUAAUAUCUGGCGGAUGGAGUGGGAUGACAACGAGCGCCAAAUGAAGCAGAAUGGAGAGCUUGUGGACGCUAUCGAGUCCUUAGCAGAUGAUACAGUUCUUGCUCCAUGCCCAAGCACGCCAUACAAGUCUGCAAGUCAAUGCCUCACCCAGCUUCGCUUGCUAGUCCAGUUCGCCUCCGCAAGAAGACACGAUGAUAUUCUUCGACUCAUAUAUUUUACCGGUGCCUUUGAGAGGACUUUCCAAACUCUGAGUACCAUUGUUGCAGACGGCGAAUGGACCUAUCUUCUUAAGAGACUUGCCAAAUCAAUUUUACUCGUUCUACGCUCUACUCCAAAGCCCACGAUCUCGACGCUGUCUGUUGAGAUCCUAUUGCGAGCGGUCAUGUUUCUUACGGGCUUGAUGCCAAAGCAAAUGGCGUCUCUUGCAGACAUAUAUUACGAAACCAUGGGGCACCUGACGACACAAAUGUCCUCUCUGAGCUCGUCGGAUGUCCGCACAUCCUCCGGUCAACCUGGAAUUCACCCCGAUCUGCUUCAAGAAGCUGUCCUUGCCCUCCUUCGACCGAUCACCUCCGAGACAAUGUCCGCGUAUGAAAGCUUUGCCCUGACGUAUCUUAGGAUCCCACGCCUCGAGAGCUAUCUGGGCAAGAUGGAUCGCCUCGCUGGGCAACUAAACUAUAGGAUGCUGGCACUGGCUAUCUCCUCUCGCUCAAGCUCCAUUGUGAACGUUUCUUCGAAGGAAAUGCAAGCACGCACGUGGUUACUGUCAUAUUUGAUAUACUUUCAGCAACACACGUCCGGAACACACAACACUUCCCAUGCGCCGGAGCUCGAGUUUGUGACUGUCGUGUCAGACUUUUUGACAUCCGCCGCCACGUACUUAGUGCAAGGCCUUGAAACCGAGGAGGGAACAGACGACGAUCUAUCCCAAGGUGUGCGGUCCCUAGACCCUUUCAUCAAGGAUCAAGUCAAUAGCCUCAUCAGCCAAAGUAGCGUCACUGGUCUACUUUCUCGCAUUCGCUCGUCUCCUCUUUCACGAACCGAUCCGCCUGUGCACGACACCGAGUCGUCAAAGGAAGCCCGGGUGCUCGCAAAAUAUGCGUUGAACUUACUUCGAAUUUUCCCGAGACGGGGGGACGAUAUUCGGAUGUGGUUGUAUCUGGGCUCCGCUCCUUCUGUCAAAAGCGCCGUCAGUGAACAAGAUGCGAAGAUACCGGCUAUAAAAUAUUUCUGGCAGGUGACUCGGUCGAGUCACAUCUUCCAGAUCGUUAGCAACGACUCCAUGAAGGUUCUUCCCUUAUUACAACCGUAUCAGCAAACAAAGGAUCUUCCUGACUUGACACAAGAUGAACGUGAUCAAGAAUGGACAACCAUUCUCCUUUUCCUUGAACUUUAUACUUUCGUUUUGAAAGUGAUGGAUGAUGACGAAUUCUUUUCUACUGCAACACCCUUCGCAGUCUCGGAUGGUGUGAAAGCGUCGUGGACUCGAGAAAGCGCAUUGCCAUUAAGUGAGAUUAAAGACAUGACCAUAUUUCUCAAGAAUCUCGCAUUUACGCUCUACUGGAACGCGAUUGAUUUGAGUGACACGGAAUCCGGUCCAACAAAGGUGAGCUUGAGUAGCUACUUCAGUAGCGCCAGCCACAAGCCCAUCGAGAAUGAACAACCUCUGGGCUCCUCGGAUGUCGAACAAAGAUCUCAAACCAACAACCUGCCUGGUGUGACCGGGAUUCCGCUCGACUACUUCAAAGGCCUCGUGACCGGUCUCCUCCGAAUGUUGCAUGAGCGAGAUUCACGUCGGAAAUUCUUACCCAAAGACCACUGGCUGAUGACUAGCCGCUUCGACAUGGAAGGCUUUAUUCCUGCAGUUGUGGGCGAGGAGGAGAGAAGGCACGAAUACCAAGCCCGAGCUGAUGAAGAAGGUGAUAUGAGCUUGGUAGAGGACGACACGAGCCUGCCAGUAGGUCUAGCUGGGGCUAGUCACGCGCAGCAGACAAUUCGGCUUGAGUCGUUGCGACGUCAUCAACAGAAGGUCGCUCGAAGUAGGGUUAUGGCAGCCAUUGCACCCCGGCUAGAGAUAUUGAGGAACAUGCCAUUCUUCAUUCCUUUUGAGACGCGAGUCCAAAUUUUCCGUGAAUUUAUAUACCAUGACCAACACCGUCGACGACGUGGCUUCGUGGAUCCUGAUCAGUGGCGCGCAUCCGUUACUCAUUUGAAUAUGGCUCAAAUGGUCAACGGACAUCAAGGACCACAUGAUACGCUGGCUCGGCACCAUGCUGAGAUUCGACGUGAGAACGUGUUCGAUGAUGCAAUGGUACAAUUCUAUCCAUUAGGUGAAGGUCUCAAAGAACCCAUUCAGAUCAGCUUCAUAGACCAGUUCGGUGCAAUGGAGGCUGGUAUUGACGGCGGUGGCGUGACAAAAGAAUUUCUCACCAGCAUCACCAGUGAAGCUUUCAAGACUGAGGGACAGUUCGGAUUGUUUGUGGCCAAUGAUCAGCAUCUUCUGUAUCCUAAUCCCACUCUUGUCGAGCAGUCCAAGGCUCUGCUGCGCGAGCUUGGCGUGGCCGAGUCAAGUCUUGAAUGGUCUGAGCAAAUCCGAAAUCUUCUGCGCAGAUACGAGUUCCUUGGCCGCAUCAUUGGCAAAUGUCUCUACGAGGGAAUUCUGGUCGAUGUCAACUUUGCGCCAUUCUUCCUGCUCAAAUGGGCCUUAACAGGGGGUACGGGCUCUGCGUUGAAAGAAUCAUCUUAUCGUGCCAAUUUGAACGACCUGAAAGAUCUCGAUCAACGGCUUUAUCAAGGCCUGCUGCAACUCAAGAAUUACCCUGGUGACGUCGAAGACUUCGCACUGGAUUUUACUGUCACGGACAGUAUACCAAUGCCCGCCGGUUUGAGUCAAACAAUAACAAAGGAUCUCCGGUACAAUGGCUCUCAAUCCCCGGUGACGAAUCAAAACCGCUUAGUUUACAUCUCCUACAUCGCACGGUAUCGAUUACAAGUUCAGCCUGCGCUACAAACCAACGCUUUCCUUCAGGGGCUAGGGCAAAUCAUCCAGCCUGCUUGGCUGUCAAUGUUCAAUCAAUCCGAGCUACAAACGCUGGUGAGUGGUGAGACUGGAGAUAUCGAUGUGGAGGACCUUCGACGAAAUACCCAAUACGGAGGCGUCUAUGCAAUUGGUGACGACAACCAAGAACAUCCAACCAUUCAGCUUUUCUGGGAGGUGAUGCAUCAGAUGAACAAUGGGGAGCGACAAAAGGUUAUUCGCUUCGUGACCUCUACUCCACGUGCUCCGCUGCUGGGAUUCAGCCAUCUCAAUCCGCGCUUCAGUAUCCGAGAUUCCAGUGAUGAUCAGGACCGCUUACCGAGCACAAGCACUUGCGUUAACUUGCUCAAGCUACCGCGCUACGCCACUGCCGAGAUCUUACGUAGUAAGCUGCUCUAUGCUGUGAACUCAGGUGCAGGUUUCGAUCUAAGCUGA